AUGGGGAAGACAGCAGUGUACGUCCUGUCCACUCUGCACCAAUUGGAGAAUUCGUGCACAGAUGUGAACACUCUUGUGUUGUGUCACACUCGGGAAUUGGCCUUCCAAAUAUCCAAGGAAUAUCAGCGAUUCUCCAAGUAUUUGCCGAAUGUGAGAGUGGCCGUGUGUUUCGGAGGGAUUCCAAUCCAGUCGGACAUAAAAAAUUUGAAGAAAAAGCCGCAAGUGGUGGUCGGCACUCCUGGAAGGAUUCUGCAGUUGGUGGUGGAAAAACACCUCAAUUUGAAAAAAUGUCAGCACUUUGUGGUGGACGAAUGUGACAAAGUCUUGGGCAAGACGGACAUGCGAUCAGACGUCCAGGACAUAUUCCGAAAGACUCCCCACGACAAGCAAGUGAUUAUGUUCAGUGCUACUCUCCCCAAAUCAAUCCGACCUGUGUGUCUCAAGUUCAUGCAAGACGUGAGUGUGUCUAACUAA
Octopus sinensis (East Asian common octopus) is the source of this 474-nucleotide messenger RNA. Its product is annotated as spliceosome RNA helicase DDX39B-like. The coding region runs from base 1 to 474 and encodes 157 amino acids. NCBI's taxonomy places the organism in Eukaryota, Metazoa, Mollusca, Cephalopoda, Octopoda, Octopodidae. Gene Ontology annotation, molecular function: RNA binding; ATP binding; RNA helicase activity. The record is from RefSeq and is a predicted model, not a curated record. The transcript has a single exon.